Messenger RNA from Monosiga brevicollis MX1, 2055 nucleotides. RefSeq lists its product as uncharacterized. The record is from RefSeq and is a predicted model, not a curated record. The annotation marks the transcript as partial. NCBI's taxonomy places the organism in Eukaryota, Choanoflagellata, Craspedida, Salpingoecidae. The transcript is spliced from 2 exons.
AUGGAUGUUGAUGUGUCUGGCACGCAAAACACUGGACAGACUGCUUGCCGCCAAUGUGGCGACACCUUUCCUAAUCGUGGUCUCAGAGACGAACACUGUCGCAAGAUGCACCAGCAGAGCAGUUCUGUCACCAUUUAUGGUGUCAAGCACCAUGUUACACGACAAGCGGAUGCAAAAUUUCACUGUCCUGCUCCAGGAUGCGCGUCCAGUUACGAUCGUGCAGCGUACCUUCGCAGUCAUGCUAAGACUGCGCAUAAAAUGCCUGACGCUGGUGCACCGGCGCGUCUGAAGGCACGCACGCGUGUGCCAAAACGUGAAGUCAACCUCAAUCGACAGCACGGCGUGGCCGGGGCACAAAUGUUCAUGGCCGACAUUGAGUGCCUUGUAACCUCUGCAUUUGCAUCACUAGUUUGCACGCGAUGCGGCCACGUCCUCAGUGGAAAUGUUCCCCAUCAUCUGCUCAAGAAACAUCAUUUACGUUGCACCCAAGAGGACAUUGAUGCUGCCACAGCACUCCUGCGUCCACUGCAGCCCGAGGGGCCUUUGAUGGACACUGGCGCAGGAUCCAUGCCUUGUACACCUGCGGAAGGCAUCCCCAUUCUGGACGGUGUGGGCUGCCCCCUGUGCCGAGCAUGCUACACGUCAAAAAAUAGCCUGCACUGCCACUUGCACACCGAGCAUGUUGGUGACCCCGGUAUCAAUCAGCCACCUCGACGAGUCAAGCUGCAAAAGCCGCUGCGUGGUGCUGGAGCCCGUUGUGUCGAGGUCAUUGUGGAGGAAAGCCACGACGCCUCGGCAGCCGAUGUCAGCGAGAGCGAGGAGGAGCUCGAGGAGCAGCAGCGGUUCAAGCAGUUUAUCUCAAGCACCCAGGCCAUGGCCUCGGAGGCUGAGGAUAAGCGAUGCCCACACGGCGUUCACCAGAUGCAUCCGUUCUACGACAGCGUGGGCAUGACGCUGGUCAUCAACGAGCUGAAGCCAGAGCGCAUGGUCGAACUGGGCCACAACACCCCGUCAGCACUCCUUGAGUCGGGCAUGCACGAGCUGUUCUGGUCGGCCUACGAGCAGCUCUCGGAUCAGGGCCUGGCCGCCGCUGCGGUGACGCGUCUGUUUGACGACAAUGAAGGGCAGUAUCAACAUCGCCCCAUGCGGCAAGUACAGCCGCAAACCGUCAGCAGGUACCUGAGUCUUGGAACACGCCUGAUCCAAUUCUUGCUGCUGCUGGAGGCCAUGCCAGCCCCCGAUCCGUCGAGCUUUCUGGGCCAGGUGCUUGCCAGCCGUGGCCCUGCGGUAAUAAAUGCCACCGUGGCUCUGAGUGCGGGCCUGGACGCUGAAAUGACCAAGAAAGAGCUGGUCGAGCCCCUCACGUCCCUGUGGCUGGCCCUGGUGGAGGUGGAGCUGAGCCUCUUUGACAACGACAAGGUGCACUUUGUCAACGUCUUCCUAUUGUGCACGGCCGUGUCCAAAGGAAGCGGCAUCCUGCAAGACAUCAGGCAGUGGACCACGACGCCCGCUGGACUGCUGUACGUUUUCAAAUUGUUCCUGCUUCGCCGUGGCAAGAAUGAGUCGUGGUCAGUGGCCAACGAGUUGAGGCCGUAUAUGCAGCCCGGGCGAUUGGUGCAUUUCUUGAGCCAGCGCAUGAGCAUGGCACGAACAGCGAGCGUGGCCGAGGGGCAGGCUGGAGUCGACGUCGACAUCCGAGCCGAUGGCGACGUGACGGACGAGACGCUGCGCACCAUUGUCUGCCGAGGUAUUGAGCUCAAUGUGGAGGAGCUCGGGGCCGCAUUGGAGCAGAUGCGCAAAGACAUGACGGAAAUAUUGGACAAGCACCUCUUGCUGGACUCACGCCUGCGGAAAGAUUACGAGAAAGAAUAUGAGCGGCUGCGAUUGAAGGAGGAUCGGACCAACAGGGUCAAGAACUGGUGGGUGGGCCAUGGCAGUCCAGCCGAGAACGCGCUGUUUGAUCACAUUGGCCAGACCCCGAGUCUGCGGGAAGAGUUUAUCCAAACCGAGCAUGGGUCCAAUGGCGAGCUGACCUUUCGAGAGGACAGGGUGCGG